This is a messenger RNA of Solanum stenotomum, 1050 nucleotides long. Its product is annotated as transcription factor MYB15-like. Lineage: Eukaryota; Viridiplantae; Streptophyta; Magnoliopsida; Solanales; Solanaceae. The transcript has 3 exons. The coding region runs from base 330 to 917 and encodes 195 amino acids. The record is from RefSeq and is a predicted model, not a curated record.
ACACUUAAAACCAUUUUCUUUCUUUCUUUCCACCGAAACUGAAGAGUGAGACUUCUAAUAAUUUCUCUCACACACAAAAAUUUGAAGAAAAAAAAAGGGAGAAGUUAAAGUUAUUUCUUUUUAGUCUGUUUCAAAAAAACAAGUGAGGAAAAAGAUAAAUGGGUAGAGCACCUUGUUGUGAGAAAACGAGCUUGAAGAAAGGGCCGUGGGAUCACGAAGAAGACCAAAUUCUCAUCUCUUACAUUAACAAAAAUGGCCAUGGCAAUUGACGUGCGCUCCCUAAACAAGCUGGAUUAUUGAGAUGUGGAAAAAGUUGCAGAUUGAGGUGGAUGAAUUAUUUGAGUCCAGAUAUAAAGAGGGGAAAUUUCACCAAAGAAGAAGAAGAUAAUAUCAUCAAUUUACAUGAAAUUCUUGGCAAUAGAUGGUCAGCAAUAGCAGCAAGAUUACCGGGAAGAACAGAUAAUGAAAUAAAAAAUAUUUGGCACACCCACUUGAAGAAAAGGCUAAAAGAUUAUCAGUCUCCUCAAAGCUUCAAAAGACGCUCCAAAAAAAUUAAUCAAAUAAAUAAUUGCAUACAUGCUCCUAACUCACUAGAAAUAUCAUCUAGCGAGACGUCAGUCAUGACAACCGAUUCAUCACCAAUUGCCACUUUUGAUACAACGAUCGACGAUCAAGUAGUGAUUAACCAGGAAGAAAUGGACUCAUCAGAGUAUUUUGCUAAGAUCGAUGAGAGUUUUUGGACAGAUGAAUUAGCGACAGAGAACAACUUCGAUUUUGUUACUACUAUGGAUGGUGAAGAAUUUCAAAGCUUAGACAUAUUUAAUAGUACAGCAAUUAUGGAGGAUGACAUUGACAUGGACUUUUUGUUCAACUUUUCCAUAAAGACUGAGGAAUUUUCAGAAUUACCAGAACUUUGAGGGGUCAAUUUUGGGUUUCAUCAUAAAUUGGGAGUAUGACAAGUCUGAAAAUUUUAAUGUGUUUUUUCUUGACCAUUAAAUAUGGGGAGGACCACCAAAUUCUUUUAUUAUUUUAUUUAUUUUGAGAUUUGAA